Molecule: messenger RNA, 438 nt
Organism: Drosophila biarmipes
Lineage: Eukaryota; Metazoa; Arthropoda; Insecta; Diptera; Drosophilidae
Exons: 2
Coding region: 13-438 (141 amino acids)
Source: RefSeq, a predicted model, not a curated record
UAGCGAUAAAAUAUGCCCCAGUCGAAGGCCCAACUCCAAUUAAUGCCCUGCAGCCCGGCCUCAUCAGUCAACGCUCCUGUGACUCUGCGAGUUUUGUUUGCCUUGCCCGGCUCGACUUUGCGAAAUUCACGCAUCAUUCGCACUUUCGGUGGCAGACAGAAGACUUGCCAGGCCUGCCCAGGCCCGCAAAAGUAUUUAAUUGGACCACACAGAAUUGGCCCAGAGCGCGGCCGCUGCCCCAAGAAAAUAAGAAACAACCGAGCAGCACAGCAAUCCAUCUCUUGCGCGUGGAACAGGUUCAUACUUCAGUUCGACUUCGACUUGGACUCAAGUGCGACAGUCCAACAAAUUCAAGUGCAGCACGCAUACGGAGCCGAAGAGAAGGCCGAGGAGAAAAAUGGGAAAAAAUAUUGCAAUUUACAUUUGCUGCAAUUAUGA